Carica papaya (papaya) is the source of this 954-nucleotide messenger RNA. Lineage: Eukaryota; Viridiplantae; Streptophyta; Magnoliopsida; Brassicales; Caricaceae. The record is from RefSeq and is a predicted model, not a curated record.
AUGGGACCAAGAGGUGGUAGAUUCAUGUUUUAUACAGCAUCAUUCGGACUCCUACUCCAAAUAUUUUCUCCUGUGGGUGCCAAUUCUAUAGGUGUUUGUUAUGGGCUAAACGGAGACAACCUUCCCCCUCCUACGGAAGUGAUAAACUUGUACAAGAAUUGUGGAAUACAAUACCUUAGAAUCUAUGAACCAAACACUGCAGUGCUCGAUGCCUUGCGUGGAUCAGGAAUCUUGGUGGCCAUUGGUCCUAAAAACAGUGACCUGCAAGGGCCUAGGACAAGCCCCGGGUGCAGCUCAAGGAUGGAUAUCCCAGGAGAAGAAGCUCCUUUCAUAGCAUCAGCAAUGACAAAUAUCAAGGAUGCACUUACAUCAAUUGGACUAGGUCAUGUCUUAGUCACCACUGUUCUCUCUCAAAAAGCUCUUGCUGCUUCUUACCCUCCAUCAGCUGGUAUUUUCGCCCCAGAAAUAAAAACUAUCAUGAAUGACGUUGCGACAGUCCUGAGCUCGACUAAUACACCCCUCAUGAUCAAUGUGUAUCCUUACUUCGCCUAUGCUAACGACCCAAGUGAAAUUUCUAUUGACUAUGUCAUGUUCAAUUCAAGUGAAGUCGUUGUGCAAGAUCGACCGUAUAGCUACUACACCCUCUUUGACGCUAUGGUGGACGCAUUUAAUGCAGCUCUUGAGAAUAUUAACCAUGGAGAUGUUGGUAUUGCAGUUGCUGAAACUGGAUGGCCUACUGCUGGUAAUCCUCCAUUCUCUAGUAUAGAAUAUGCACAGACUUACAACAGAGGAGUUUAUAAUCAUGUUUUCCAAUAUGGGACACCAAGAAGGCCAGAGGUUCGUAUGGACACACUUUUCUUUGCCAUGUUCAACGAGGAUUUGAAGCCAUUUGGGGUUGAGAGAAACUUCGGAUUCUUCUAUCCAAACAUGCAACCAGUUUAUCCGUUUUGGUAA